This is a messenger RNA of Blumeria graminis f. sp. triticale, 927 nucleotides long. Lineage: Eukaryota; Fungi; Ascomycota; Leotiomycetes; Helotiales; Erysiphaceae. The record is from the annotation of a GenBank genome assembly.
AUGAAGGUCAUUCACGUUCAAUUUGCAGCAAUCCAAGGUGAUAUCGCCGGCAGUAUAUCCAAGGUGGAAGGAUUGCUCCACGACGUCCAGCCCGAGGAUGUAGAUUUUCUCCUAUUACCCGAAUUGGCUUUUGCAGAGCCGAAACUGAACGAAAGAUGCACAGGCUAUAACUUUCCAUCUUUAAAUGCCAUCCAGCCCUACCUUGAGCUCAGCGAGUCUGGUCCCUCAAGUGCGUGGGCGCGCACCACAGCACAGCGCCUACGAAGUAUUGUCAGUGUCGGCUAUGCCGAAAAGGUACAUGCUUCAUCUACAUCUGCAUGCACCACGAACUAUAAUUCCAAUAUCACAUAUUGCCCAGAUGGUCGGGUGAUUGCACAUUAUCGCAAGCGCUUUCUCUACAUGACUGACGAGUCAUGGUGCGCGGAAGGAGGAGAGGGCUUCUAUGCCGGCAAAUUUCCUGCUCCCGUGAACCAAAGUAUUGCCCUCGGCAUCUGCAUGGAUAUCAAUCCUUACCGCUUCACAGCUCCGUGGACUGACAUGGAAUUUGCUCACCAUGCACUUGAAGUAGGUGCUCAAAUGGUAGUGGUUUCAAUGGCAUGGAACAGCUUAACCCUAUCACAUGAAGAAGUCCUCCAGAACCCAUCGAACAUGGAGCCAGAUCUUGAAACACUUGAUUACUGGAUCCAGAGAUUCAAACCAUUGGUCGAGGCAAAUAAUUCCGUGCUCCUGGUCAUGGGAAAUCGUUGUGGUACAGAAGAGCAGGUUGUUUAUGCCGGGACGAGUAUGAUUGCUAGGGUUGGAGGGGGAUCUGUCGAAAUUUGGGAUGUAGCUGGCCGAGGAGAAGAACGGCUUUUGGUCGUUGAUACAGAAACCAAGCCCCAGUUUAAUUUGAAAUUUGAACCGCGCAAAUUUACUGCCUCCGCCUGA